Messenger RNA from Arctia plantaginis, 2769 nucleotides. The record is from the annotation of a GenBank genome assembly. NCBI's taxonomy places the organism in Eukaryota, Metazoa, Arthropoda, Insecta, Lepidoptera, Erebidae.
AUGACCGCUUUUGAUCCUUUUAAUCCUCUAAUAGGAAUUGUGCCACGUUUGACAGAAGAGCAAUUAGAAAUGAUAAAUACUUGGUUUGAUACAAUUGCGAAACCGUUACUAGUUAUUGAAGAAGAACCUGUUAAAGCUGUAUCUAUUGAAAGAUUUAUAAAAUUUCUGGAACUAAAAAAAUUCCACAAAAGAAGUUUUCAAUAUCCUAGUUAUUUUGAAAUCAUGGUGAAAGCAGAACAGUUGAAAGCCGGAACAACACGGCUGCUAAUGAAAGACCAAAUUAUUUAUAUGUUAGACUCCUGGAUCAUUGAACCAGAGAUAAAGCAUGAACUACAACUUGCGUUUAAGGUUUUUGAUACGGAAAAUAGAAAUUAUUUAGAAAGCGAUGACAUUAAUGCCAUAGUAACUGGAUUUGAGGAUGCGUUUGACGAAGCCGAAACUAUAGAAGUUUUGAGAGAUGCUGAUAUUAACGGUGACGGGAGAAUUAUCUACGAGGACUUUAUUGAAAGCAUCUUUAGUGUUUGCCCUGAACUAUAUGAAGAAAAGGCAGAAUAUUUGUACGAUGAUCCUGAUGAAGAUCCCUCAGUAGAAAAAGAGCCGGAACCUGAACCUGAACCGGAGCCUGUUCCACCACCACCACAACCAAAAGUCAGAGUUUACAAAAAAACUGAUAUUUUGCGCCUGAGGGAAGAGGUCCGGGAGAUGUUUCAACAUGCAUACGAUAGUUAUUUAAGAUAUGCAUACCCGUAUGACGAGUUACGUCCACUGAGUUGUGACGGUGUAGAUACAUGGGGAAGUUACUCCCUCACGCUUAUAGAUGCCCUUGACACUCUUGCUAUUAUGGGCAAUUACACAGAGUUUAACCGUGUCGUUGACAUAGUGUUGCAGAAAAAGAACUUUGAUGCAGACAUCAAUGUUUCUGUAUUUGAAACUAAUAUUAGGAUAAUAGGAGGACUUUUAAGUGCCCACCUUUUAUCACAUAAAACUGGAACAAAAUUAGAACCAGGAUGGCCAUGUAAUGGCCCCCUCUUACGUUUAGCUGAGGACGUAGCUCAAAGGUUAAUAGCAGCAUUUGAUACAACUACAGGCAUGCCAUAUGGAACAAUCAAUCUGAGAGCUGGUGUGCCACCAGGAGAAACCAGUGUUACUUGUACUGCAGGAGUGGGCACUUUUAUUAUAGAAUUUGGUACAUUAAGUCGGCUUACUGGAGAUCCAAUAUAUGAAGAGGUAGCUUACAAUGCUUUGAAAGCCUUAUACCAUCAUAAAUCUCCGAUUGGCCUGGUUGGUAAUCAUGUUGAUGUUAUGACUGGCCGUUGGACAGCGCAGGACGCUGGUAUUGGUGGUGGCGUUGAUUCUUAUUACGAAUAUUUAGUUAAAGGUGCAAUCUUAUUUGAGAAGCCGGAACUGAUGUCAAUGUUCAUUGAAGCUAGACAAGCCAUAGAGAAAUACUUGAAGAAGGAUGACUGGUUCGUUUGGGCCACUAUGCUACGUGGUCACGUAACUCUUCCUGUGUUUCAGUCUCUUGAAUCUUAUUGGCCCGGGGUACUCAGUCUUAUUGGCGAAAGCGACACAGCUAUGCGUAUAAUACACAACUACCACAGUGUAUGGCGACAAUAUGGAUUCACGCCUGAAGUGUAUAACCUCGGGACGGGUGAGGCGUCAUCUUCCAGGGAAAGCUAUCCAUUGCGACCGGAACUCAUCGAGUCCAUUAUGUACUUGUACCGAGAUACCCGUGACCCUAUACUUCUCCAAAUGGGUGAAGACAUUUUAAGGAGUAUUCAGCAUAGUGCUAGGACACCAUGCGGUUAUGCUACUAUAAAAGAUGUCCGCGACCAUCGCCAAGAAGACCGUAUGGAAUCAUUUUUCCUCGCCGAGACUACGAAGUAUCUAUAUCUGCUAUUUGACCCGGACAAUUUUAUUCAUAAUCCGGGCGUACACGGGACUGUCAUCAACACGCCCAAUGGUGAAUGUAUUGUUGAUCUCGGCGGAUACGUGUUCAAUACAGAGGCGCACCCCAUAGAUCCUUCUAUGUUGUACUGCUGCCAUGAAGCUAAACAUGGAAUAAAUAUAAGCGAAGUACAUAGAAUAUAUCAGAUACUUGAAGAAGAAGACAACAUAAAGUUCAUGACUAUGAUAGAAGCAUCUAAAGAAAAAGUUAUUAACGAUACUACUGCAAUUAUUGAACAAAAAGAAGCCGUCAAUAUUUCUGAGCCAGACUUUAAAAAUGAAAUCUCGGAAAAACUGGAUCAAAAUCAAGUUUUGAUUAAGACUGAGACCAGAACUGGAUAUGUGAAUAUUGACGGCACAGAGAGAGAGAAAACAAAGAAUGAAUCGUUAGUCGACAUUGUAAAAGAGCGAAUUAAUAGUUACUAUAACAAUACUAACUCUUUAGAACAAAAAGAAGAUUCAACUACCUCUUUGGAAGAAAAUACGUCGUCAACUGAAUAUGAGAACAAAUUUGACGUAGAUGAUAUUAUAGUACCGCAACACUCGCAAGAUAUUGAACCAUUGCAGACACCGAGUGGGAACAGAGCAAGAGAAGUUUUCAAAAUGUUACCAAAGGUUAUACAAGACUUCUUAAAUAGUGAUUGGAAGUCGAGAGAGAAAUGUGAACCUCAACACUUGCUCGAACGAAUACGCAAGGAGAAGAGAUAUCCAGAUCAUUCAGAUACAAAAAGGUACGAGCUACUGUUGACGCCAGCGCCAUCUUUCUUGCAAAGAAUAUCAUUAGCCGGCGAGUUUUUAAAUAAAAAACAAUUAGAAAUGUGA